UUCUACACAAACCUAAUUUAAAUUGAAAAAGAUGAUCGUAAUAAGAAAUCCGCUUGAAUUACUUGAUAGAAUUGGAGGAAAGAAAACAGCAUAGAGCCUCCGAGUCUACGAGCCUCCACACGCAUCCACCAAAUCCGCAACAAAAGGCCACCACAGCCCUGCCAACGACUGAUUGUCUGACAUUCAACUACUGCAGCUAUGACUUCUCUCUCCACCGCUGCCGCCGCCGCCACUCGCCUCCUUCCUUCAGUCUCAAUCUCCGCCACCAGGCUCUCGUACCGCUCCUCCGUUUCUCUCGGUUCCCUCAGAUCGUCGCCUCUCCUCUCUCGCAUUUUCCUUCCGCAGAAGAGCUCUCUGCGGCGGUUAUCGACUAGUAGAAUUGGCUAUUCGACUGUGUCGUCGCCGAAAUGUGCGGCGUCGGACCCCGAGCAGCUGAAGAGCGCUCGUGAGGAUAUAAAGGAGCUUCUAAAGACUAAGUUCUGUCACCCUAUAAUGGUCCGGCUAGGUUGGCAUGAUGCGGGUACAUAUAACAAGAAUAUUGAGGAGUGGCCACAAAGGGGUGGUGCUAAUGGAAGUUUAAGAUUUGAAAUAGAACUGAAACAUGGAGCAAAUGCUGGGCUUGUCAAUGCUCUUAAGCUUCUUCAGCCCAUCAAGGACAAGUAUUCCAAUGUGACAUAUGCAGACUUAUUUCAAUUGGCUAGUGCUACUGCUAUAGAGGAAGCUGGGGGCCCCAAGAUUCCUAUGAAGUAUGGAAGAGUAGAUGUAUCUGGACCUGAACAAUGCCCUGAAGAAGGGAGGCUCCCUGAUGCUGGCCCACCUUCCCCUGCUUCACAUUUACGUGAUGUCUUCUACAGAAUGGGCUUGAAUGAUAAGGAAAUAGUUGCUCUUUCUGGUGCACACACUCUUGGAAGAUCAAGGCCAGAGCGCAGUGGAUGGGGUAAACCAGAGACCAAAUACACAAAAGAUGGACCAGGGGCCCCUGGAGGACAAUCAUGGACAGCGCAGUGGCUACAAUUUGAUAAUUCCUACUUCAAGGAUAUUAAAGAAAGAAGGGAUGAGGAUCUGCUAGUUCUACCUACCGAUGCUGUCCUGUUUGAAGAUCCUUCAUUCAAGGAAUAUUCAGAGAAGUAUGCUGCAGACCAAGAUGCAUUUUUUAAAGAUUAUGCUGAGGCACAUGCUAAGCUGAGCAAUCUUGGAGCUAAAUUUGACCCACCUGAGGGAUUCUCGCUAGAUGACAGUCCUUCAAAAGGUCAGCCAGAAAAAUUUGUAGCAGCCAAGUACUCAACAGGAAAGGUAAGAAUUCUCACCUGUAGCAUUACACGUAUAUUGAACUUCUGCUACCCCUUUUUUCUCCAUUCUGAAAUGCUUUUUGGUAAAAGUAAUAGCACGUACUUUAAUCUUUCACUUUUUUAUGGUUGCUGCAGGACUAAAACUGAAUACAAGUAUCUACUAUUAGUAUGUUGUUACUAAUAAUAACACGAGUGACCAACCGUGUUGAACAACAUAUCUAAAAUCUGGAAGUUUUAAUGGAGAAGAAUAAAUUCAAUGAGUGUUAUAUUUGGAUUGCAGAAAGAACUCUCGGAUGCUAUGAAACAAAAGAUUAGAGCAGAGUAUGAAGGUUUUGGAGGGAGUCCAGAUAAGCCUCUGAAAUCAAACUAUUUCCUUAAUAUCAUGAUUGUGAUUGCUGUUUUGGCAUUGGUUUCAUCUUUGAUUGUGAAGUGAAAACGGCUUUGGUAUUACCAAUAGAAGAUACACAUUUUCUCA
Molecule: messenger RNA, 1764 nt
Organism: Salvia miltiorrhiza (redroot sage)
Lineage: Eukaryota; Viridiplantae; Streptophyta; Magnoliopsida; Lamiales; Lamiaceae
Product: probable L-ascorbate peroxidase 6, chloroplastic/mitochondrial
Exons: 11
Coding region: 199-1470 (423 amino acids)
Biological process (GO): response to reactive oxygen species; hydrogen peroxide catabolic process; cellular response to oxidative stress
Molecular function (GO): heme binding; peroxidase activity
Source: RefSeq, a predicted model, not a curated record